UAUGGUUUGAGAGCAGCAUAUAACAUGUGUACAUGUUUGCAAGGACUGGCCAUUUUGUUCACGGUCACUACAGUUGCUCAGUGCUUUUUCUUCGAUAGUAUAUUUGGAACUUCGGCACCUAAACCGUCAACAACAACAAAGAAACCCAAUACGGGACCCGUCGUCUUGGAUUAUUUCGCUCAUAAGCUAUGUCCAAAACAUCUUCAACGAAACAGGUAUCUAAUGUACUACAGCUACGUAAAGAGAUGCUAUACCUUUGUCAUUAGUGAUCGAGCAGACUGGUUCACAGCGAAAGACGACUGUUCCAAAAAGGGCGGGAACCUUAUGAACAUUCACCAAUCACUGGAAAAUUUCUACCUGGGUAUGCGGGACCAGAUUGCUCUAGGUCACACAGACAACUACAUCUGGAUUGGCCUGUCUGACACCUCGUCACCUGGGAGUUUUUCCUGGACUAAUGCUCCAUUAAAGACUACGUCAUAUAAACAUUGGCAUGCCGGACAGCCAAUCUUGGACACUCCAGGGAAUAACUGCGCGGCUUACAGUCAUGACAAUCAGGAUUGGUGGAUCUUCCCUUGUAACUCAACUAAUCUUGGCUGGGUCUGCGAGUUCGAGUUAAAUGCAACAAUCACAGAAACAACUUCAACUAACACAUUUACAACACAUAAUCCUACAACAGUUGAACUGACAACACGCACACCAACAACCUCUAAGCCCAUAACACCUAAACCAACAACACUCAAACCCACCACAUCUAAACCAACAACAUCUGAACCCACCACACCUGAACCUACUACACCUGAACCAACAACACCUAAACCCACUACACCUGAACCAACAACACCUGAACCUACUACACCUGAACCAACAACACCUAAACCAACUACACCUGAACCAACAACACCUGAACCUACUACACCUGAACCAACAACACCUGAACCCACUACACCUGAACCAACAACAUCUGAACCCACUACACCUGAACCAACAACACCUAAACCUACUACACCUGAACCUACUACUACUACUGAGGAAGAAUCUGGAAUCAUUAUAAUCGGGAAACGGAUUCCUGGUCUUACUAAAGAACAGCAGUACACCGAUUUCUAG
Messenger RNA from Saccostrea echinata, 1104 nucleotides. Its product is annotated as mucin-2-like. Lineage: Eukaryota; Metazoa; Mollusca; Bivalvia; Ostreida; Ostreidae. The coding region runs from base 25 to 1104 and encodes 359 amino acids. The transcript has 4 exons. The record is from RefSeq and is a predicted model, not a curated record.